Symphalangus syndactylus (siamang) is the source of this 4510-nucleotide messenger RNA. RefSeq names its product mannosidase endo-alpha like (gene MANEAL). The record is from RefSeq and is a predicted model, not a curated record. Gene Ontology annotation, molecular function: alpha-mannosidase activity. NCBI's taxonomy places the organism in Eukaryota, Metazoa, Chordata, Mammalia, Primates, Hylobatidae.
CCGCGCGCCGCCCCUCUCCCGCGCUCCGGAAGGCCUGCGUUCCCCCUCCCCAGCCAGGCGCCACCACCUGCCGCCCAAGCAGCCAGGCGACUCUUCCUUCGCGGGUCACGCGGCCUGACUCAGGCCCCUGCUCCUGUGGCCCCGAAACUCGCCGUUCGCUGGGCCUUGCCUCGCACUCGGCGUCCAGUUCCCCCUCGGCUCGCGGCCACUUGGUCCGCGCCGCCUGCGUCCUGUGUGCCGAGCCCGCCCGCACUGCGGGGACAGGCCGGGCGCCGCCCACGCCGCGCUCUGCCGGGCGCACAGUCUGCCUGGGAAGCGCGCGGCCGGGCGGGCGGCCAUGGCGCGGCGCGCGGGGAGGUAGCGGGGCGGCCGCAGGAGCGCACGGUCGGCCAUGGCCCGGCGGCGGCGCCGCGCCUGCAUCGCUCUGUUCCUGGUGCUGCUCUUCGCCUUCGGCACCCUCAUGGGUCUGCGCACGCUCAAGGCUCCGGACGGACUCCCGGCGCUGGGCCCGGGCCUGGAGCUGGCGCCGUUUGAGCGACGCCCAGAGGGAGCCCCCGCGCCCGCUGCCAGGGCCCCGGCAGCCCCUGCCGCGCCGCCCCCGCCGCCGCCCCGCACCGCGGACCCUGGCGGCUCCCCUGGGCCGGCACCCGCGGAGGCCGAGCCCGCCCCCGGGCAGAGCCUGCGCGUUUACUCGGACCUGCACGCCUUCUACUACUCGUGGUACGGGAGCCCGCGGCGCGAGGGCCACUACAUUCACUGGGACCACGUCAUGGUGCCGCACUGGGACCCCAAGAUCUCGGCCAGCUACCCCCGCGGCCGCCACAGCCCCCCAGACGACUUGGGCUCCAGCUUCUACCCGGAGCUGGGGCCCUACAGCUCCCGGGACCCCGAAGUGCUGCGGGAGCAUAUGACCCAACUCAAGGAAGCCGCCAUCGGCGUCCUGGUCCUGUCCUGGUACCCACCUGGCAUGGCUGAUGAUAACGGGGAGCCCUCAGAUGACCUGGUGCCCGCCAUUCUGGACACCGCCCAUCAGUACAGCAUCCAGGUGGCCUUCCACAUCCAACCCUACAAGGGCCGAGAUGACAUCACUGUACAUGACAACAUCAAGUACAUCAUUGACACGUAUGGCUCCCAUGGUGCAUUUUACCGCUAUAAGAACAGCAUGGGCAAGAGCCUCCCACUCUUUUAUAUCUACGACUCAUACCUGACGUCCCCUGAGGCCUGGGCCCACCUCCUGACACCAAACGGGCCCCAUUCGAUCCGCAACACACCCUACGAUGGGGUCUUCAUAGCGCUGCUGGUGGAGGAGGGCCACACCCACGACAUCCUGGCCGCCGGAUUUGACGGCAUGUACACCUACUUUGCCUCCAAUGGUUUCUCCUUUGGUUCUUCCCAUCAGAACUGGAAAGCCGUGAAGAACUUUUGUGAUGCCAACAACCUCAUGUUCAUCCCCAGUGUGGGACCCGGCUACAUAGACACCAGCAUUCGGCCCUGGAACAACCACAAUACGCGCAACAGGGUCAAUGGCAAGUACUAUGAGACGGCCCUGCAGGCGGCCCUGACAGUGAGGCCCGAGAUCGUCUCCAUUACCUCCUUCAAUGAGUGGCACGAAGGCACCCAGAUUGAGAAGGCCAUUCCCAAGAAGACACCCACCCGCCUGUAUUUGGACUACCUGCCUCACCAGCCCAGCCUGUACCUGGAGCUGACCCGCCGCUGGGCAGAGCACUUCAUCAAAGAGAAGGAGCAGUGGCUCAUGUGAGGGGCCUGUAAACGGGCGUGAGGUGCUGAUGUCCUUGCCUUGCUGGAAGAUGUCACCAUGUGGGGUUCAGCUGAGGUUGUAGGCACUCACUCUUUCCCAGGUCAGAGGUCAGCAGCUGGGUGCUUCUGGGUGGGCCGUCAGGCGUGGGCCUAUGCAACACAGAGCCCGUUCCUCAGGCGAGUGGUGCUGGGGUGCUCUGCGGUGAUGGGAACGGCAGAGGCUGGCAGGUGACUGAACUUAGCCCAGGGCAGCUCCACAUCCUGGGAACACUUUGAUGUAACCCCUUCUAGUUUUGAACUCUGCAGCAGGCUGGUGCUGUGUGGUGGCCACCCAGUCACCACCCUUGGAAGGGUGUCAGGGUCCGGGCUCGCAUGCGCCCUGCUCCCUUCUGCCAGCCUGCAUCCUCUCCUCAGGCCUCCUUCCCACAUCAUCUGUCUUCUCUAAGUUAGGGAACCAUAUUUGAGACUUUCAAAAAGGGAACUUCUAGGUUUAAGCUCCUCCCAGUAGAUUCCUGAACCCAAUUAUCAGGAAAUCAUCCUGAGCACUCACAGGUUCAUGUAACACUCACUCAUCAAGCACCUUCCUAUGUGCUAGGUGCUGGGGAAGACUUGACCAAGGAAGAGUUCCUGUCCUGAAGCUUCCAGGACCCAGCUUUCCUUUUCUGGUGUGGCCUUGUAGCUAGUGCCUGCGCACAGUUGUUUUUCUUUUUGCAGUUUUACCUAGUGCUGGGAGUUCAGUUCUUUUUCCUCUAAAAAAAUCCCUCUGUGCUCCAGAGCCUAAUUUUUCCCAGAUGCAUAUUUAGCUCCAGGGAGAGACUAGGAGGAAAUCCCCCUCCCUUUAGCUGCCUGAACUGACUGAGGCCCACUCACUAGAGCCAUGUUCAGUGCUACUGUGAUUAGUAGUAAUUAAAUAUGAACUGGUAUUCUCAAGUAAGCAUUCCUUUUGCUCUCUUUAAGACCUCACAAAUUCUGACCUUAGAUUCUGUGACAAAUUGAUAUAUGAGCUGGGCUGGCUAUGGCUUUACCACGAGUAGGUUUGCUUAAGAAAUUCCUCAACAAUGGCCGGGCGCAGAGGCUCAUGCCUGUAAUCCCAGCACUUUGGGAGGCCGAGACGGGUGGAUCACGAAGUCAGGAGAUCGAGACCAACCUGGCUAACAUGGUGAAACCCCAUCUCUACUAAAAAUACAAAAAAAUUAGCCAGGCAUAGUGGCAGGCACCUGUAGUCCCAGCUACUCGGGAGGCUGAGGCAGGAGAAUGGCGUGAACCCAGGAGGCGGAGCUUGCAGUGAGCGGUGAUCACGCCACUGCACUCCAGCCUGGGCAACAGAGCGAGACUCCGUCUCAAAAAAAAAAAAAAAAAAAAAGUUACUAAACAAGGCUGGGCGCGGUGGCUCACGCCUGUAAUCCCAGCACUUUGGGAGGCCGAGGCAGGUGGAUCACCUGAGGUCAGGAGCUCGAGACCAGCCUGGCCAACAUGGUGAAACCCCAUCCCUACUAAAAAUACAAAAAUUAGCUGGGCAUGGGUGCCUGUAAUCCCAGCUACUUCUGAGGCUGAGGCAGGAGAAUCGCUUGAACCUGGGAGGCGGAGGUUGCAGUGAGCCAAUGUGGCACCACUGGACUCCAGCCUGGGCAAGAGCAAGACUGUCUCAAAACAAAAAAAAAACAAAAAACAUUACUAGACAAGAUUUCUAGAGGGAAUUAACAAACCAGUGCUUAUUUACAAAUAAACUAAUAUGCUAACUGCAGGAACCCUGAUUAAAGCAGGCCCGUUAACACCUCAUAAGAUUCUUAGGAUAUACUUGAAAACAGGUGCAUUGGAAACCACUGUACUAGGAAGUUUAUGGGCUCAAGACUGAAUCGGAAGCUAGGCGUGGUCGCUCAUGCCUGUAAUCCCAGCACUCUGGGAGGCUGAGGUGGAAGGAUCGGUUGAGUCCAGGAGUUCGAGACCAGCUUGGGCAACACAGAGAGACGUGUCUUUAAAAAAAUAAAAAAUGGGCUGAGUGCCUUGGCUCACGCCUGUAAUCCCAGCACUUUGGGAAGCCCAGGCAGGUGGAUCACUUGAGGCCAGGAGUUCAAGAACAGCCUGCCCAACAUGGCAAAACUCCAUCUCUACUAAAAAUACCAAAAAAAUUAGCAGGGUGUGCUGGUGCACACCUGCAGUCCCAGCUACUCAGGAGGCUGAGGUGUGAGAAUCACUUGAACCUGGGAGGCGGAGUUUGCAGUGAGCCAAGAUUGUGCCACGGCACUCCAGUGUGGGCAACAGAGAUUCUGUCUCCAAAAAAAAAAAAAAAAGACUGAAUCGGAAUUUUGGGAACUAGGGUGCAAGAGGGAAGGGGAGGAAGGAGGAGGAAAUAGACCCCAGUGGUCACCUCAAGGACACCCAGCCCCAGUUAGGUAACUGAUAUUAAACCCCACCAGAGAGAUGCGCAGGCCUGGCCACCUGGCUUUGGGGCUUAGCUGGGGAAACCAAGGCAGGCAGGGACAGCUGAAAGGGUUGGAUGUUGACCUACAGUAAUUUACAGAAGGUAGCAACACAGGCUUCAUUUAACACACGCACAGUUUGAAAAAUACUAAACAUGGCAAGGCCAGGGGGCAGGGGCAGCCAUUCUCACACAUUGCUAAUGGCAGUGUAACUUGACUCAGUUCUUUUGAAGGCUAAUCCAUAUUGAGAGCCGUAAAUACUUCAUACACUUUGACCUACUCUCCUAAGGAAAUAAUUCAAAAGAAGAAAAAUAAACCAUUUACAAAUAUGU